AUGGCUUCGUUAACAAGAAACCAUCAAUUGGUUAUUAUUCUGCUGCUCAUGCUAACUUGCCUGAUGAUAACAUCGUGUUACGGGCAAGAACCUGAAUCAACUCUCCUCCUUAAAUUCAAGUCAUCGCUCGAAAAUGCCAAGUCAUCACUUGGCAACUGGAAUUCAUCUGUGCAAAUAUGCAAGGGCAAUGUUUCAAAUUGGAGCGGAUUGAUUUGCUACGACGGAAUAUUCAUCGGUCUACAGCUCGAAAACAUGGGAUUAUCAGGGAAUCUUGAUAUGGACACGCUUUCUAAGUUGACUUCUUUACGUACUAUAAGUGUUAUGAACAAUAGUUUUGAAGGGCCAUUUCCUGACGUGAAGAAAAUUGGAGGAUUGAGAGGUGUUUACUUGUCGAAUAAUCGGUUUUCAGGUGAGUUACCUGAUGAUGCUUUUACUGGAAUGAAGUCAAUAAGGAGAAUUUUAAUGGCGAAUAAUGGUUUUACGGGAAAGAUUCCAACGUCGUUAUUGGAAAUUCCGAAACUUGUUGAGUUGCAGUUAGAAGACAAUCAGUUUAAUGGUACAAUACCGGCAUUUGAUCUGCAGGAUUUCCAAUUAAAUGUUGCAAAUAAUAAACUUGAAGGUUCCAUACCAUCUCAACUAAGCAGCCAAAGAGCAAGCUCAUUUACAGGAAAUUUGGGCCUAUGUGGUAAGCCAAUGCCACCAUGUCCACCUUCCACGAAGAAGAAACGAAUCUCAAUAUUGACCAUAAUCCUUGCAGCCAUUGGAGGAUUAAUUAUAGCAGCCAUUAUCAUUUUUGCUCUCUUCCUUCUCCAUAGACAAAGGAAGAAACCAUCUCAAUAUGAAAAAUCAUCAGUGAAAAACGUUAACAAAGCCUCAGAAGACCCAAAGAAACUUGGUGGAGCAGAGAAGUACACAAGAAGUGAGAAGGGUAAAUUGUACUUUGUGAGAAGGGAUAGAGAAAAGUUUGAUUUAGAAGAUCUUCUUAGAGCACCAGCUGAGGUUUUGGGCAGUGGAAGCUUUGGAUCUUCUUAUAAAGCUGACCUUCCUAAUAUUGGAAAACCUAUUGUUGUGAGGAGAUUUAGGCAAAUGAGCAACACGGGGAAAGAAGAUUUUUAUGAACAUAUGAGAAGGCUUGGAAAGUUGUCACAUCCUAAUGUCCUUCCUCUUGUGGCUUUCUACUAUAGGAGGGAAGAAAAGCUUUUGGUCACUGACUUUGUUGAAAAUGGCAGCUUGGCAAGCAAUUUACAUGGCAAAAGAAGUAUCAACCAACCAAGUCUUGAUUGGCCAACUCGUUUGAAGAUCAUAAAAGGAGUAGCAAGGGGAUUGGCAUACCUCUACAAGGAGCUUCCAACACUAACACUCCCACAUGGCCAUCUUAAAUCCUCAAAUGUACUUCUCGACCACAAUUAUGAGGCAAUUGUAGCAGACUAUGCCCUUGUGCCAGUGAUCAACAAGGACCAUGCCAAACAGUUCAUGGUGGCCUACAAAUCACCAGAGUACAUGCAAAAUGAACGUCUCACUAGGAAAACUGAUGUCUGGAGCCUCGGCAUCCUCAUACUUGAGCUACUAACCGGCAGGUUCCCAGCCAAUUACCUAAAGCAAGGCAAAGGUGCAAAUGCAGACUUAGCAGUAUGGGUGAACUCAGUGGUGAGAGAAGAGUGGACAGGUGAGGUAUUCGAUAAGGACAUGAACACAACCAAAUAUAAUUGUGAAGGAGAAAUGCUUAAGCUCUUGAAGAUUGGAAUGUGCUGUUGUGAAAUGGAUGUUGGAAGGAGAUGCGAUUUGAAGGAAGCUUUAGACAAGAUUGAAGAAUUGAAAGGAAGUGAUGAUUCUCAUGAAGAAGACUAUUCUUCUAAUUAUUAUGCAAGUGAAGGAGAAAUGUACUCUUCUAAAGCCAUCACUGAUGAGGACUUCUCCUUUUCUAAGAGCAAACACUACUAAAAAAUGCGAAUUUAAAAAAAUCGCGUUUUUUUAGUAGCGAAAUGGCUUUGAGAAUUAAAUUAUACAUAUAUACUAAUA
This is a messenger RNA of Lycium barbarum (goji berry), 2019 nucleotides long. RefSeq names its product pollen receptor-like kinase 4. The transcript has 4 exons. Lineage: Eukaryota; Viridiplantae; Streptophyta; Magnoliopsida; Solanales; Solanaceae. Gene Ontology annotation, biological process: protein phosphorylation. Gene Ontology annotation, molecular function: ATP binding; protein kinase activity; protein binding. The record is from RefSeq and is a predicted model, not a curated record. The coding region runs from base 1 to 1941 and encodes 646 amino acids.